ACAGACCAGAAUAGCCACCUCACGGUGCUGCUCGUACCAGUCUGAUUCCUCCCGUCGUCACCAGCUCACACGCGCACGGUUUGCAAACAUGGCGCUCCCUAAGGUGUUCUUUGACAUCACUAUUGAUGGCAAAGCGGCUGGCAGGAUAGAAAUGGAGCUGCGCCCCGACGUGGUGCCAAAGACUGCAGAGAACUUCCGUGCUUUGUGCACCGGAGAGAAAGGUUUCGGCUACAAGGGCUCCACAUUCCACCGGAUCCUCAAUAAAUUCAUGUGCCAGGGCGGAGACUUCACCAAACACGACGGAACCGGAGGCAAAUCCAUCUACGGGGAGAAGUUUGCCGACGAGAACUUCAAGUUGAAGCACAUUGGAACCGGCACGCUGUCCAUGGCCAACGCCGGGCCCAACACCAACGGGUCCCAGUUCUUCAUCUGCACCGCCAAAACCGAGUGGCUGGACGGGAAGCACGUGGUGUUCGGAAAGGUGGUGGCGGGCAUGGACGUCGUGCAGAAGAUGGAGGCUCAACACUCGUCGAGCGGCAAGCCGAAGCUCAAGGUCGUCAUCGCCGACUGCGGCGUGCUGUAGUCGUCGUCCGGCGCCGCUUCCUCUUCCACGUAUUGUGCACAUCGGCCGCCUCGGUAGAAAAACACCCGGAUGCAUUCGCUUCAUUUUGUACGACGCUGACGUAUAAUAAACCACUUUAAAGUUU
Messenger RNA from Cyclopterus lumpus (lumpfish), 707 nucleotides. RefSeq names its product peptidyl-prolyl cis-trans isomerase-like. The transcript is spliced from 5 exons. Gene Ontology annotation, molecular function: peptidyl-prolyl cis-trans isomerase activity. Gene Ontology annotation, cellular component: intracellular membrane-bounded organelle. Gene Ontology annotation, biological process: protein peptidyl-prolyl isomerization; protein folding. NCBI's taxonomy places the organism in Eukaryota, Metazoa, Chordata, Actinopteri, Perciformes, Cyclopteridae. The record is from RefSeq and is a predicted model, not a curated record. The coding region runs from base 89 to 583 and encodes 164 amino acids.